UCUAUAAGUCUGUAUAGGCGUUCUGUGACUCUAUGGGCUGGAGUAGUCCGGAGUAAACAAUCAUGUCGUGCGGUUUGGGUGGGCUGGUCUUGUUUCUGGGGUUUAUUUUACGCUUAGGGCUUAUUUAUACACCUCUGGCGCGCCCAGUGUCCGACAGAGUCGAAGUAUCAACGCCUAUGAACUCGUGGAGGCGUGUCACUGAAGGACUCUACCUCCAUCGCAUGCAACUGUCGCCCUAUGAUGGAGAUAUUUUCCAUGAGCCUCCUUUGAGCUUACUGGUGUAUGACUACGUCACGAAGGCUAUCGAUGAGCAAUGGAUACCGCUUUUGUUUAUUGCAUGUGACUUGGUGACAGCCUUACUUCUGGCAGUUGGUGCAAAGAAGUGUGUCUUAUAUAUGGUGGAACAGGAGGCCCAGGCCAAGAAAGCAAAGAGUUCUAGGAAUAUUACACUCACCAUGAAUUCAGCAGGUGCAGUCCCAAAACUUGUGUUGGCAGUGUAUCUGCUAUCUCCGUACAGCCUACUAAAUUGCAUUGGCAUGGCAACAACACUGUUUUCCAACCUUCUUGUGGCUUUAUUUUUUGCCAGUUUUGUUCAUGGCUGGUGGCUUAUUGCAUCGGUUGUACUUGCUGUUGAAACAUACAAGUCAUUUUAUCCUGUCAUGCUUUUGCUCCCUGCCCUCCUUUACAUGCAUGAGGUGAAAAGAAAUUCUAGUCAUCGAAGAACCAGCCUUGUAGUAGCAGCUGUUGUAACUUUCUUGGUCACCCUGAGUGGCCUCCUGUUUGGAUCAUAUCUGGUUACCAGUUCCUGGCAGUUCCUCUGGUCUACCUACGGAUGCAUAUGUGCUGUGCCUGACCUGACACCUAACAUUGGUGUGUUUUGGUACUUCUUCACUGAAGUUUUUGAACAUUUUCGGGUAUUCUUUCUCUGGAUCUUCCAACUGAAUGCCUUUGUUUAUAUGGUUCCACUGGGCAUUCGUCUAAGGAAAGAACCACUGCUCUUGUUCUUUUUGGUGGUUGCAUUGACUGCAGUUUUCAAGUCCUACCCGAGUAUUGGUGAUGUUGCCCUCUACACAUCUCUGCUUCCAAUCUGGAGACAUGUCUUUCCAUAUAUGAAGCAGUACUUUCUGGUUGGCUGUAUAUUUGUAUCCUGCUCAGCGCUUGCGCCGCUUCUCUGGCACUUAUGGAUUUUUUCAAGUAGUGCUAAUGCCAACUUUUACUUUGGCAUCACACUAGCUUUCAACACUGGCCAGAUUUUUCUCAUCACAGACUUGCUGUUUGCUCAUGUCAAGAGGAAAUUCUAUCUUGAAAAUGGAGACCCCAAGGAGCUAGAAGAAAAAAACAUGAAGUUAGAGCUACGCUAGUAGCAGUGGACUAUAGAUCACUUUUUUAACUUCACAUGUUAGUGGAUAGUUGUGCAUUCAUCACCUUGUGUUUGUUUUAUUCAGUGAUGGCACUGUGUAAUAUUACAUUACUAUGUGUGAGGUCUUGUUUGUAUGUUAGAUGUAUCAAAGUGGCUUACUCAACAUAUACAUGAGUACUUCAUGAUAUAGUCACACAAGGAGUCAUCUCUACAGCAAGUCUUAAUGUUUGUGGUGUGUGUUGCUCUUCUGUGUGUCUUGCCAAAUGUUGCACAAUCCAACCUCUAAAGUCUUAAUGCUUACUGCAUAGUUACUUUUUUUUACAUUACUUCUUUUUUUACGUUGGCAUCACAAUGCUACAAAGUGUGUGUACAUAAUGAAAACAUGAUCUAUUUUUUGUUUGUUCAAUGAGCUGGUAAUAAAUUGGUGUCUUUAUUCAGGAUAA
This is a messenger RNA of Dermacentor albipictus, 1803 nucleotides long. It is a transcript of the gene PIG-U, whose product is annotated as phosphatidylinositol glycan anchor biosynthesis class U. Gene Ontology annotation, cellular component: GPI-anchor transamidase complex; membrane. Gene Ontology annotation, biological process: attachment of GPI anchor to protein. The record is from RefSeq and is a predicted model, not a curated record. Lineage: Eukaryota; Metazoa; Arthropoda; Arachnida; Ixodida; Ixodidae.